AUCUUCCUUGUCUACAACUGCAAAGUGGAAGAGGCAUCAACCCAUCUAUGUUUAUUCAAAGGAAGGCCUGCCUUACAUCUCCCUGCCAUGAGAGGGUUGCGCUACAAUGAGCUGAACACUGUCACUAGAGGUAUAACAGUUCCUGGAACAGGAGAAGAUAUUCAUACAGUGAAAAGGGCCUUCCUCCGACGAUUUGCAGGUGGCUCACUGGGGAGGUCUUCUCAUGCCUCUCAUCCAGUCUGUGAUUUCACUUCUGUAGCCCAACAUCCAAUCCAAAGAACUCUGCAACAGUAUCUUGGAAAUGGGGAAUACCCCUUGUUUCAGUCUAUUGCAAUGUUUGAGAGCAGUUUUAUCCAGGUCACACGGAAGGGCAAGCAAGUAUUCAUCCACAACAACUGUAACCAGGCCAUUGUGGGUAUUGCCACCACCAACCCCAAACUGCCCUUGCCCAAUAUAAUGUUCAUUGCUCGUCCAGGUGUUGGCCGGGUCUCUUCAGGACAACACAGAGAAGAGUUGAUGCUCACGAGGCUCAUCCCUUUGAAGUUUGUGCGGAUCUCCAUCCAUGACUCUGAGAAGCAACUCAUCAAGAUCAAGCUGAUCAACAGACGUUCUUAUUACCUUCAGCUGUAUUCCUCCACUGAGGAUGUAAAGGCCUUGUUUGACUGCUGGCUGUCACUCAUCCGCCUCCUCCAUCAUCCGCCACGCAGCUAUUUGCGGCCCUACACCAAAUCUCACACAACAAGAGAGACCCUUAGUGUUCAAGUUGUCCCAAGUGAAAUAGCCAUAGAAACAGAACUAGAUCAUGAUGACUUUUCAGAUACAGAGGAUGAAGACUGGGAAGACGAGAUGGAGUCUUUAGAGAGGAAGGCAACCAAAUCAAAGCUUCAGAGCCAGGAAACCAUCGUGGGAGAAAAUUACACAAAAUCAGAGGAUUAUAUAAUUCGCAUGAGAUCUAGGCUGCUGACCAGUAGUCGGCGGAGCCUGUACUCUGAUCUGGAGAGCUUUGAAAGCUACAAUACAAGUCAACCUGCAAUAUCCAUGAAAGACAGCACAUUUUCUAAUAUAUUUUCAGACGACUCAGACUUAACUCUUAGCAGAGGUUCCCUGCCACCAAGACAGCUUCCAGACAAAGGAAGCAGCAGCGUUAAUAUCGUCACCAUCUUUUCCAUUGUCUCUGAUCACGCCGAUAUAGGAGGAGGAGGCAAAAGCUGA
Messenger RNA from Heteronotia binoei (common prickly gecko), 1212 nucleotides. RefSeq names its product Golgi-associated RAB2 interactor protein 5B-like. The record is from RefSeq and is a predicted model, not a curated record. Gene Ontology annotation, cellular component: nucleus. The transcript is spliced from 8 exons. The coding region runs from base 88 to 1212 and encodes 374 amino acids. NCBI's taxonomy places the organism in Eukaryota, Metazoa, Chordata, Lepidosauria, Squamata, Gekkonidae.